This is a messenger RNA of Penaeus monodon (black tiger shrimp), 114 nucleotides long. RefSeq lists its product as uncharacterized. NCBI's taxonomy places the organism in Eukaryota, Metazoa, Arthropoda, Malacostraca, Decapoda, Penaeidae. The record is from RefSeq and is a predicted model, not a curated record.
AUACGUUUCACCAACUAUUACCGCUCCCUUUCCGCCUCUGAUUUCAUCUCAACCUUAAGUCCACCUCUAACUCUCUGGGUUGACGUGAAGUGAGAGGCCAGAACAUUGAGGUGA